AUGUUUUGUGACGUAAACUUCUCUAUAAGUAGUGAAACAUUUGACGAAUUGGUCGAAGAAGUGCUGAUCGGUGUCUACUUCGAGGUCCACAGAGCGGCCAAACAUACAAAAUGCCUGUUUGUCGACGAAUCACCCACUCUUGAACACGAAAAAUACGCCAUAAUCGACAAGAAAGGGUUAGACAUCUUCGGUGAGUUGCCGAUCAAGAAGCAGAUGGAGUGCGUUUGUCCCAACUGUCACCGCAAUUUGGCCGCUUCCCGGUUCGCACCGCAUCUGGAGAAGUGUAUGGGAAUGGGACGCAACAGUUCCCGAAUCGCCAGCAAACGCAUCGCCACCUCUUCUGUCAAGAAUAACGACUCCGACGACGACUACGACAACAACGGAGACACCGAUUGGAAUGUUUAUUGCGGUGACCAGAAGAAGACCAGACGAAAGCGGCUCAAGAAUGCCAACGGUAUUGGAAACGGCAAUAGUGUUCAUAAAAAAGUAAACAAUUCCAAAGCCAACAAAUCGGGUCUAAACACUAAAUGA
Molecule: messenger RNA, 531 nt
Organism: Medioppia subpectinata
Lineage: Eukaryota; Metazoa; Arthropoda; Arachnida; Sarcoptiformes; Oppiidae
Source: the annotation of a GenBank genome assembly